Molecule: messenger RNA, 3544 nt
Organism: Gadus chalcogrammus (walleye pollock)
Lineage: Eukaryota; Metazoa; Chordata; Actinopteri; Gadiformes; Gadidae
Gene: cdc16
Product: cell division cycle 16 homolog (S. cerevisiae)
Exons: 20
Coding region: 978-2852 (624 amino acids)
Biological process (GO): cell division
Molecular function (GO): protein binding
Source: RefSeq, a predicted model, not a curated record
AUUGAGAGGGACAACCACAUGCUGUCGGAGAAAAUAGCUCUCAUCAAGAGGACAAAUGGUCUGAAAGGUCAUUCAGAAUCGCAUGAACGUAAGAGUCUGAGCGGAGAGAGGCGGAGGCAGGAGCUGUUGCGGGUGAGCGGGGAGAACCAGGUGCUGCUGAUUCGUCUGGGGCAGUGCAGGUCCUUCUACAGCGUGAAGGCUUGGCACGACGAGUGGCUGAAGACACUCAAAGUGAUGGAAAGCAUAACACAGUAUCCCCCAAGACACAAAACAGUGGUUAAGGAAUUGGGCCAACAGGGACUAGAGAAGUCCAUCAAGAGAUGCUCAGAGGAAAAGAGCAAGGCUGAUUCUUCAAUACACCAUCCUGAAAACCACUUAAUGAAUAACAAAACAGAUGUUGAGAAGGAAGAGAUGAAAAAAGAACCAGAAAGUCAGAACACUGCACAGGAGGAAUCACUUCGUGCUUCUUGAGGGUCAAUAUAGAGAAUGGAGAAACCCAUUUCAUCUGAUUCAGAGGACUGCAGCGGCACCGAAUCAUCAAACAAAGAUGACUGAGCUUCCAUUUCUGAAAACGUGAUACUUUUAUGUUAGUAGCAGUACUUGUCUAUUAUAAUUAAACAUAAUAAUGUCCCAAAAACCCACAACUCUGUCGAUUUACUAUAUGGAAUGUUACUAAUGCUUCGCAUAUAUGUUUAAAUGUCAUAAAACUUGUUAAUUACAUUUAUUUGUUGGUAUGCAAGGGUUAUACGAAGUUGAACCUUAGUUAAAUGUAAUAUGGAAUAAAGCGGAACUAUGUAUCAGGUUCAUGUUUCUUACAACAAGAUUCAUCAGUACACCGAAGCAGAAGCCGCCGCCGCUUUGAGUAUACGCUGCUAACCAUCUAGCAACACUACACAUUUCUCUCACUCUCCAUCUAUUCUUUUGAAUAUAACAAUGAACAGUUUUUAACAGUGCUAGCGGCAAACACAACGUUUAAAAUGAAUCUCGAAAGACUUCGAAAACGAGUACGGCAGUACAUUGAUCAACAACAAUAUCAAAGUGCUUUGUUCUGGGCAGACAAAAUAGCAUCCCUUUCAAACGAGGACCCCCAAGAUAUCUACUGGCUCGCUCAGUGCCUUUAUCUGACCUCUCAGUACCAUAGAGCCUCUCAUGCCCUGCGAUCCAGGAAACUCGACAAGUUGUAUGGAGCUUGUCAAUAUCUGGCCGCUAGGUGUCAUUAUUCAGCCAAAGAGUUCCAGCAGGCAUUGGAUGUCCUGGAUAUGGAGGAGACAGCCAGUAAGAAGCUACUGGACAGGAGUUUGAAGGAUGAAAAGGGUGUAGCAGAUUUGACUAAAGACUGGGGCAUGUCCCCUGCCUCUAUCAGCAGCUCCAUCUGCCUCCUGCGGGGGAAAAUCUAUGAUGCCAUGGACAACCGACCGCUGGCCACCUCCAACUACAAAGAGGCCUUGAAGCUAGACGUCUACUGCUUUGAAGCCUUUGACCUUUUAACGUCCCACCACAUGCUGACUGCACAGGAAGAAAACGACUUCCUGAACUCUCUUCCUCUGGGUCAACAGUGCAUAGAGGAAGAGGAGGAGUUGCUCCACUUCCUCUUCCAGAUGAAAUUGAAGAAGUACAACAAGCCUAGAGAUCUGGUGGUACCCGAGAUGGUUAAUGGUCUCCAGGACAACUUGGAUGUGGUGGUCUCGCUUGCUGAGAGGCAUUAUUACAACUGUGAUUUCAAGAUGUGCUACAAACUUACGUCGAUGGUGAUGGUGCAAGACCCUUUCCAUGCCAACUGCUUACCUGUACACAUAGGAACGCUGGUGGAGCUUAGUAAAGCUAAUGAGCUCUUUUUCCUUUCGCACAAGCUCGUCGACCUGUAUCCCAACAAUCCGGUGUCGUGGUUUGCGGUGGGCUGCUACUAUCUGAUGGUGGGUCACAAGAACGAACACGCACGGCGAUACCUGAGCAAAGCCACGACGCUAGAGAGGACGUACGGGCCGGCGUGGAUAGCCUACGGCCAUUCGUUUGCCGUGGAGAGCGAACACGACCAGGCCAUGGCUGCCUACUUCACAGCCGCCCAGCUGAUGAAAGGGUGCCACUUGCCCAUGCUCUACAUCGGCCUGGAGUACGGCCUGACCAACAACUCCAAGUUGGCCGAGCGCUUCUUCAGCCAGGCCCUCAGCAUCGCUCCCGAAGACCCCUUUGUCAUGCACGAAGUUGCUGUGGUUGCCUUUCAAAAUGGAGACUGGAAGACUGCGGAGAAAUUGUUCCUUGACGCAAUGGAAAAGAUCAAAGCCAUUGGAAAUGAGGUUACGGUGGACAAAUGGGAGCCGUUGUUGAACAACUUGGGUCAUGUUUGUCGAAAACUGAAGAAGUACGACUCUGCCCUGGAGUACCACCGGCAGGCCCUGGUACUCAUCCCCCAGCACGCCUCCACCUACACCGCCAUAGGCUACGUCCACAGCCUCAUGGGCGACUUCGAGAGCGCCAUCGACUACUUUCACACAGCACUGGGACUGAAAAGGGAUGACACAUUCUCCGUGGCGAUGCUCGGCCACUGUAUCGAAAUGUACAUCGGGGAAACGGACGCCUAUAUAGGUACUGACAUCAAGGACAAAGCACGCAGCAACCUCAACACGCCGGCGCUGGUCAAGGUGCUGAACGCGUCGCCGGAGUCCGGCGAGCCGGCUUCUGCCUCGCUCAUGGACGACAGCGACGUAAUGUCACUGGAGACGCCCAACCAGGAGAAGGCGGCUGGGGGCACCGAGACGCCGGAGACGCCUCUGCGCCGCUGCCUGGCGCUCGAGUGCGACAUGAAUGAGAGCGACAUGAUGCUGGAGACCUCCAUGUCAGACACCAGCACAUGAGCCGGUGGUGGGCGGGGGCUUCAUCAUGAAUGCUGAUGAAUAUCAAUUUCCCCAGCCCCACCACCCACAGACUUAUGAACCCUUUGGUGUCCGUCCUCUAUGUCAGAGUUAUUGAGAUACCGGUGUUCACUCCCCCCGCCCCCUUUCCUUUGUGCGUUCGAUAAUGCACAACUAAAAACGACGACGACAACAACGAACAACAUAGUACUUGCAAUUGUGAACACUGUAAAACGGAAGUGCAACGCAGUUCGUUGUCUUUUUUUUUUUUAAACAAGUUUGAUAUGAAGGGGUGGGGUGGGGGAGAGGGGGUUUAACUUGUGCCUUGGUACAGCGUUGAGGGCUCUCACUAUUGGACCCAGAGGUAAGCCUCGGGAGUCGCUGGGCAGAGCCACCGACAUCGUCGAAGACAUGGGUCACAGGCAGCACUCCAUGGCUCACCUCAACGAAGACCCUUCGCUCGCCACGGCGGGACGCUUCCUGACGCUAACCUGUGGUUUUUUAGCCUUGAAUAAACGGAACAAGUUGAAAGUAAGCAGCUUCUAUGAAUGUGGAAUGAUGGUAUUGCUUGGCGGUAAAAGCAAUGGAUACUCUUAGACCUUGUAUCUUUUGAGUUGUGUGUGUAUGAGGUUGAAGCAUGCUUGUUCACAAAAUAAAACUUGCUAUAUAUGUCAACUUAAUUGUAUUCACUAACU